Messenger RNA from Chenopodium quinoa (quinoa), 1314 nucleotides. RefSeq names its product ribosomal RNA small subunit methyltransferase G-like. Bases 236 to 1087 code for a protein of 283 amino acids. The transcript is spliced from 7 exons. Lineage: Eukaryota; Viridiplantae; Streptophyta; Magnoliopsida; Caryophyllales; Amaranthaceae. Gene Ontology annotation, biological process: rRNA processing. Gene Ontology annotation, molecular function: rRNA (guanine-N7-)-methyltransferase activity. Gene Ontology annotation, cellular component: cytosol; cytoplasm. The record is from RefSeq and is a predicted model, not a curated record.
UUUUUCUUUUAGCUUCUUAAACAUAUGUCCUAGGACUACAUUAAAUUAAUUUAUAGCAUAAAAAAACUCCAUAAUUAUUAUCACCCUGCUAAUAUGUAUAUUAAUUUAUAGCAUGGUGAUAUAAAUAAAUAUCCAUAAUUCAAAUCUUGGUGAUUGAAAACUAUUGAGUAUAUCACCCAUCUCCCCCAUAAUAAAAAAAUAAUAAUAAUAAAAAAAAACACAGCGCGGGAACACAAUGUUGUGCUUGCGUAGUAAACUCAUACUAUCCCCAUUUUCUCUCAGGACUUUCAUCGAACACCUUCCGUACCACAAACCCAACUCCUUCAAAUUCACUGCAAACACCCGCAAAUCCCUAAUUACUGCAACACCCAUCAAUUCUUCUCACUUUGAAACCCUAAAUUCUCAUCAAAAACACCAGAUUUCUCUAUAUGUUGAUACCCUUCUUGAAUGGAAUCAGAAGAUGAAUUUAACUGCUGUUACAGAGAGGAGUGAAGUAAUGGAAAGGCACAUUGAAGAUUCACUCGCAAUUCUUCCGCCUAUUAAUGAGUCUUACACUUCACAUUGUGGUUCUUCGUGUGAAAGUGUGAGUCUUGUUGAUGUUGGCACUGGUGCCGGGCUUCCGGGUUUGAUCUUAGCCAUUGCUUGCCCAGGUUGGAAGGUUACACUUCUAGAGUCAAUGAACAAGCGUUGCUUAUUCUUGGAGCAUGCAAUUAAUGUAACUGGUGUGUCCAAUGUAAAAAUUGUUCGUGACAGGGCUGAGAAUUUUGGACAAACAUUGGAGUUCAGAGAAUCAUUCGAUAUAGCUGUUGCUAGGGCUGUUGCAGAACUGAGAGUUCUAGCUGAGUAUUGUAUUCCUUUGGUUCGCAUGGGUGGUCUGUUCGUAGCUGCAAAGGGUCAUGACCCUCAGGUGGAAGUUAGAAAUGCUGAAAGAGCAAUAAAUUUAUUGGGUGCUUCUCUUUUGCAUCAGCAUUUAGUGGAAUCACAUGGCCCUUUUGGACAGCGAACUGCUAUCAUAUGUUUCAAAGACCGUCCUACCUCUAGAAAGUAUCCCCGCUCUCCAGGUACACCAGCAAAAAUGCCCUUAUGAGUGAUCAAGAUGAAUGACUUCUAUUUGUUUCCACUAUAGUCUGGCAACUUGCCUCUGUAUUGCAUCUUGGAGUUUUUAUUAUCAUCCAUACUGCAUAAUGUAGCCAGAUAAUAUACAGUCUUUGCGCUAUACAAAGAUGUUGGCAAGAAUCAAUGUAUCACAAACUCUAAUACCUGAAAUAGGCUUGGUUUGAUUUGGUAUUUGAAAAUCCUUAAUGUUGCAAUCCA